Nyctereutes procyonoides (raccoon dog) is the source of this 9734-nucleotide messenger RNA. RefSeq names its product Rho GTPase activating protein 5 (gene ARHGAP5). The transcript has 7 exons. Lineage: Eukaryota; Metazoa; Chordata; Mammalia; Carnivora; Canidae. Gene Ontology annotation, biological process: signal transduction. Bases 2867 to 7378 code for a protein of 1503 amino acids. The record is from RefSeq and is a predicted model, not a curated record.
AUCUGUUAACUUUUUCAUACUUGUAAGCAGCUUUAGACAAUUAAUAUUGAUAAGGGGCAAAAUUCUACAGUUUCAGACUCCCUAAAUCAAGACGGAUGAUGCAGGAGGAUCAACAGUAAUGUUAGCUACGAAAAUUAUCCUUUGAAAAUCACGGCUUUAAUUGUUUGUUACAUUUUUCUGGGUCUUCAUUACGAGAAAAUGAGAUUUCAAGUCUUGUUUUCUUCUCCAGAAUCAUGUCUUGAUUCUUUAGUAUCAUGUCUUGUUUUAAAGGAAGCAUCAUCGUAUAAAGAAGGUGAAAACUACACCUUUGGACAUAAAGCUGUACAUAUCUGCUGCUAGUUGAUCCUGGUGAGUGGAAGAGAAGACAGGUCACUGAAGAAAAUGGUAUCUGAGAAUUAAUAUCCAUGGGCUCUCAGAGCAAAAUGUCAUGGAAAGAGCCACGGAUUAAAUGCCCACCAUCUGGGAGGGUGCCUGGGGGGGCUCAGUUGAUUGAGCAUCUGCCUUCAGCUCAGGUCAUGAUUCCGGGGUCCUGGGAUCAAGCCCUGCAUCGAGCUCCCUGCUCAGCGGGGAGUCUGCUUCUCCCUCUCCCUCUGCUCCUCCUCACCACUUGUGCCCCCCCCCUUCUCGGCCUCAAAUAAAUGAAAUCUUAAAAAAAAAAAUACGAUGAUGCUUCCUUUAAAAGCCUUGAUUUAUUUGACUUGGGUUUAUGUUGAUACAUGUCCAUGGUUAUGAAAUUUCUGAUUAUUUAGGAAGUAAUUUUUAAAGGUAGGGUGGACACUCUAUUAACACUUAACGUUUCAGAGUCAAAGUUGUGAUUCUGAAUAGGCUUAAAGUAUUUUUAAGGACUUUACAAAGGUCGAGAAAUGCGUUUAAAUGCAUGAACUUUCCAACCCGCACAAAUGGUAUGGAUACUUGUGGCAUUAGUACCUCAAAUUGAUGGUUCCACUCCCUUUCCCCAGUUUCUUCCUUUCCCUUUUCCUUCUUUUCCUCUGUAUUUACUUUGAUUCCAAGUUUUCUUUUGCAUCCUUCCCUGCCUAGGGUUUGUAACGGAAAGAAACACACCUUAACUACUUAACUAUUUGGUACCAUUCAGGUGCAAGAAAGUGGCUGGAGUAAGGAACUGCAGUGAUGCCUUUUUAAAAUUAGGGACUAACAGACAUAGAGAACUUAAACAUGUCUCUUCGGCUUUGUCUAUUAAGAUUACCUUUGAAAUAUGGGCAGUUAGAGGAGCAGAGGUGUGCAACAAACUUGUACUGGAAUAUUGUAAUAGAUCUACUGACAAAUAUUUUCCCAUCUUUACCAAAAGGCAGUUUUGGGUUUUCUAGUUUAUUAACAGACCAUAAAUGUACUUCCUGUUGGCAGCAGCUGCAUCAUUAUAACGCACAAAAAAGCAACCUUGGCUAACUUCAACACCUUAUGUAACCUAAGAAAUAAAGGGUAACUGGAAUUUAAAAGAUUUUUCAUACGCUAACUUUACUGACGAUGAACUGUCUCAAUGUAGGAAACAAAUCUUUCCCCAAAGAGAAAUUCUCCCCCCCCCCCAGAUUACUUCUUUCUUUUAGACAUAACAAGUUAGAGGAGUAGAUUCACGUUUUUUUGCUCAUUCUUUUAUCUGCUGGCAGCUAUCUUAAGACCUCUGUAUAAGACAGAUUCUGAUGACCUUGGGAAAGUCACAUUUCUUCAACGGUAAAAGGAAAGGCAUUUUUCUGCCGUCUGUCCUCUCUCCACUUGUCAGCACCAGUGCUCGGCAGGCAAAUACCCUGAAAGCCCGGUGCACCCCCAAACUCGUAAAAUUUCCAGGUCUCAAAAAAUCUUGCACACACGUAAGGUAACAUGAUAAAAGCCUGGCGGCCGACGGUUCCCAAGGUUGGGCUGGUAGGGAGCUGGCGCCUUUGGGGCCAUCCUAAGCCCCUGUGUCUUGGGGUUUCGCUUAACUUCCCUAAGAACAGAAUAAGCCACGGGCCUGCGUGCGUCCGUGCCGUGUGGACCGAGAAAGGGCUUCUGGCUCCCGUGGAGUUUUUCCUUCUGGGCGAGGGCGGCACCAGGUCCGAGCGGGUGAGGUCUGCAGCUCUGCAGCUGGCGAGCGAUCCCCGGGCAGCAAACCGGCCGCACACGUAGGAGCAGACACGCGAGCGCGUCCCCGCGAACCAGCGAGGGCGCGUUCUUCUCCUCCCUUGAAUUCUUUGCUGCUCCGAGACCGGGGGGAGGUUGGUCGAGAAUCUCCCGGUGCCCGUGCGGGGUCUUGCAACGGCUCACCCGGUAUCCGGCUCCUCCGCGGUACUGCGGUUCGCUCUCAGUUUCAGCCAGAAACCGGAACAGAAGGAGAAGGAGAAAGCGGGGAAGGUUCCGAGACGGCCGCGCUCGGGGCUGCGUGGUCUGCGGCUCCUACAGCGCGGAGGAGGGGGCGGAGCGGGAGAAUACGGAAAAGGGGAGAGCGGAGGAAAAAUGCCCACGCCAAUGGGUAACAGGGAAAAGGUGAGAAGGAACGGAGUAGGAGAGGGAACCAAUGGGUGGGAGAGGCGGAGGAAGGAGGGGGAGGGGCGGAAGCCAAUGGGGGAGCAGCCGGGACGCGAGCGAGGACGCGGCCCCGCGCUGGCUCCCCUCCCUCCGGCCCGAGCGCUCGCGCCUUCCCAGGCUCCCCGGAGAGGAGGGCAGGGGCGGGGCCCCGCCGGGCGCGCGGCGCGGGAGGCGCCGCGAGGAAGAUGAUCCAUAUGAUCUUGAAGACCUUUCUGCACAGAAAUGAGGGAAAUACAAAGAACCAAAUAUAGUUCUGAACUUUGGGAUCUGUAUUUUGAGAUGAUUCUAUUUUCAGAAUGAGAAGUAUAUCUGGUUAUCUUUAUGAAUGUAGAGACAUGAAAAGAGAGUUAUGAUGGCAAAAAACAAAGAGCCUCGCCCCCCAUCCUAUACUAUCAGUGUAGUUGGACUCUCUGGGACUGAAAAAGACAAAGGUAACUGUGGAGUUGGAAAGUCUUGUUUGUGCAAUAGAUUUGUACGCUCAAAAGCAGAUGAAUAUUACCCAGAGCAUACUUCUGUGCUUAGCACCAUUGACUUUGGAGGACGAGUAGUAAACAAUGAUCACUUUCUGUACUGGGGCGACAUAACACAAAAUGGUGAAGAUGGAGUAGAAUGCAAAAUUCAUGUCAUUGAACAAACGGAGUUCAUUGAUGACCAGACUUUCUUGCCUCAUCGGAGUACGAAUUUACAACCAUAUAUAAAACGUGCAGCUGCCUCUAAACUGCAGUCAGCAGAAAAAUUAAUGUACAUUUGCACUGAUCAACUGGGCUUGGAGCAAGACUUUGAACAGAAGCAAAUGCCUGAAGGGAAGCUCAAUGUGGAUGGAUUUUUACUGUGCAUUGAUGUGAGUCAGGGAUGUAAUAGGAAGUUUGAUGAUCAACUUAAAUUUGUGAAUAAUCUUUUUGUCCAACUAUCAAAAUCAAAAAAACCUGUAAUAAUAGCAGCAACUAAAUGUGAUGAAUGCGUGGAUCAUUAUCUUAGAGAAGUUCAGGCAUUUGCUUCAAACAAAAAGAACCUUCUUGUAGUGGAAACAUCAGCACGAUUUAAUGUCAACAUUGAGACAUGUUUCACUGCACUGGUACAAAUGUUGGAUAAAACUCGUGGCAAGCCUAAAAUUAUUCCCUAUCUGGAUGCUUAUAAAACACAGCGACAACUUGUUGUCACAGCAACAGAUAAGUUUGAAAAACUUGUGCAGACUGUGAGAGAUUAUCAUGCAACUUGGAAAACUGUUAGUAAUAAAUUAAAAAAUCAUCCUGAUUAUGAAGAAUACAUCAACUUAGAGGGAACAAGAAAGGCCAGAAAUGCGUUUUCAAAGCAUAUAGAACAACUUAAACAGGAACAUAUAAGAAAAAGGAGAGAAGAAUAUAUAAAUACUUUACCAAGAGCUUUCAACACUCUUUUGCCAAACCUAGAAGAGAUUGAACAUUUAAAUUGGUCAGAAGCUUUGAAGUUAAUGGAAAAGAGAGCAGAUUUUCAGUUAUGUUUUGUGGUGCUAGAAAAAACACCGUGGGAUGAAACUGACCAUAUAGAUAAAAUUAAUGAUAGACGAAUCCCAUUUGACCUCCUGAGCACUUUAGAAGCUGAAAAAGUUUAUCAGAACCACGUACAGCAUCUCAUAUCAGAGAAGAGAAGGGUAGAAAUGAAGGAAAAAUUCAAAAAGACUUUGGAAAAAAUUCAGUUCAUUUCACCUGGGCAGCCAUGGGAAGAAGUUAUGUGCUUUGUUAUGGAGGAUGAAGCCUUCAAAUAUAUCACUGAGGCUGAUAGCAAAGAGGUGUAUGGUAGGCAUCAGCGAGAAAUAGUUGAAAAAGCCAAAGAAGAGUUUCAGGAAAUGCUUUUUGAGCACUCCGAACUUUUUUAUGAUUUAGAUCUUAAUGCAACACCUAGUUCAGAUAAAAUGAGUGAAAUUCAUACAGUUUUGAGUGAAGAACCUAGAUAUAAAGCUUUACAGAAACUUGCACCUGAUAGGGAAUCUCUUCUCCUUAAGCACAUAGGGUUUGUUUAUCAUCCCACUAAAGAAACCUGUCUUAGUGGCCAAAAUUGUACAGACAUUAAAGUAGAGCAGUUACUUGCUAGUAGUCUUUUGCAGUUGGAUCAUGGCCGCUUACGAUUGUAUCAUGAUAGUACCAAUAUAGAUAAAGUUAACCUUUUCAUUUUAGGGAAGGAUGGCCUUGCCCAAGAACUAGCAAAUGAGAUAAGAACACAAUCCACUGAUGAUGAGUAUGCCUUAGAUGGAAAAAUUUAUGAACUUGAUCUUCGGCCAGUUGAUGCCAAGUCGCCUUACUUCUUAAGUCAGUUGUGGACUACCGCCUUUAAACCACAUGGGUGCUUCUGUGUAUUUAAUUCCAUUGAGUCACUGAAUUUUAUUGGGGAAUUUAUUGGAAAAAUAAGAACUGAAGCUUCUCAGAUCAGAAAAGAUAAGUACAUGGCUAAUCUUCCAUUUACUUUAAUUCUGGCUAAUCAGAGAGAUUCUAUGAGUAAGAAUCUACCAAUUCUCAGGCACCAAGGGCAACAGUUGGCAAACAAGUUACAAUGCCCUUUUGUAGAUGUACCUCCUGGUACGUAUCCUCGUAAAUUUAAUGAAACCCAAAUAAAGCAGGCUCUCAGAGGAGUAUUAGAAUCAGUUAAGCAUAAUUUAGAUGUGGUGAGCCCAGUUCCCACCAGUAAGGAUAUAUCAGAAGCUGACUUGAGAAUUGUCAUGUGUGCCAUGUGUGGUGAUCCUUUUAGUGUGGAUCUUAUUCUUUCACCCUUCCUUGAUUCUCAUUCUUGUAGUGCUGCUCAAGCUGGACAGAAUAAUUCUCUAAUGCUUGAUAAAAUCAUUGGUGAAAAAAGGAGGCGAAUACAGAUCACCAUACUAUCCUACCAUUCCUCAAUUGGAGUAAGGAAAGAUGAACUGGUUCAUGGAUAUAUAUUAGUUUAUUCUGCCAAACGGAAAGCGUCAAUGGGAAUGCUUCGAGCAUUUCUAUCAGAAGUUCAGGACACCAUUCCUGUACAGCUGGUGGCAGUUACUGACAGCCAAGCAGAUUUUUUUGAAAAUGAGGCUAUCAAGGAAUUAAUGACUGAAGGAGAACAUAUCGCAACUGAGAUCACUGCUAAAUUUACAGCACUGUAUUCUUUAUCUCAGUAUCAUCGGCAAACUGAGGUCUUUACAUUGUUUUUCAGUGAUGUUCUAGAGAAAAAAAAUAUGAUAGAAAAUUCCUAUUUAUCUGAUAAUACAAGGGAAUCAACCCAUCAAAGUGAGGAUGUUUUUCUACCAUCUCCCAGAGACUGUUUUCCAUAUAACAACUACCCCGAUUCAGAUGAUGAUACAGAAGCACCACCUCCUUACAGUCCAAUUGGAGAUGAUGUACAGUUGCUUCCAACACCUAGUGACCGUUCCAGAUAUAGAUUAGAUUUAGAAGGAAAUGAGUAUCCUAUUCAUAGCACCCCAAACUGUCAUGAUCAUGAACGCAACCAUAAAGUGCCUCCACCUAUUAAACCUAAACCAGUUGUACCUAAGACAAAUGUGAAAAAACUGGAUCCAAACCUUUUAAAAACAAUUGAAGCUGGUAUUGGUAAAAAUCCAAGAAAACAAACUUCCCGGGUUCCUUUGGCACAUCCUGAAGAUAUGGAUCCUUCAGAUAACUAUGCGGAACCCAUUGACACAAUUUUCAAACAGAAGAGCUAUCCUGAUGAGAUAUAUGCUGUCCCAGAUGAUAGUCAGACUCGCUCUAUUAAAAUUCGAAACUCAUUUGUAAAUAACACCCAAGGAGAUGAAGAAAAUGGAUUUUCUGAUAGAACGUCAAAAAGUCAUGGAGAAAGAAGGCCUUCAAAAUACAAAUAUAAAUCUAAAACCCUGUUUAGUAAAGCCAAAUCUUACUAUAGAAGAACACAUUCAGAUGCAAGUGAUGAUGAGGCUUUUACCACUUCUAAAACAAAAAGAAAAGGAAGACAUCGUGGAAGUGAAGAAGAUCCACUUCUUUCUCCUGUUGAAACUUGGAAAGGUGGUAUUGAUAAUCCUGCAAUCACUUCAGACCAGGAAUUAGAUGAUAAGAAAAUGAAGAAGAAAACUCACAAAGUAAAAGAAGAUAAAAAGCAGAAAAAGAAAACUAAGAACUUCAAUCCACCAACACGUAGAAAUUGGGAAAGUAAUUACUUUGGAAUGCCCCUCCAGGAUCUGGUUACAGCUGAGAAGCCCAUACCACUAUUUGUUGAAAAAUGUGUGGAAUUUAUUGAAGAUACAGGAUUAUGUACUGAAGGACUCUACCGUGUUAGUGGAAACAAAACAGAUCAAGACAAUAUUCAAAAGCAGUUUGAUCAAGAUCAUAGUAUCAGUCUGGUAUCAAUGGAAGUAACAGUAAAUGCUGUAGCUGGAGCUCUUAAAGCUUUCUUCGCAGAUCUGCCAGAUCCUUUAAUUCCAUAUUCUCUUCAUCCAGAAUUAUUGGAAGCAGCAAAAAUCCCGGAUAAAACAGAACGUCUUCAUGCAUUGAAAGAAAUUGUUAAGAAAUUUCAUCCUGUAAACUAUGAUGUAUUCAAAUAUGUAAUAACACAUCUAAACAGGGUUAGUCAGCAAAAUAAAAUCAACCUAAUGACAGCAGACAACUUAUCCAUCUGCUUUUGGCCAACCUUGAUGAGACCCGAUUUUGAAAAUCGAGAGUUUCUGUCUACCACUAAGAUCCAUCAAUCUGUUGUUGAAACGUUCAUUCAACAGUGUCAGUUUUUCUUUUAUAAUGGAGAAAUUGUAGAAACUGUGAACACUGUCGCUCCUCCACCACCUUCAAACCCAGGACAGUUGGUGGAACCAAUGGUACCGCUUCAGUUGCCACCACCCUUGCAACCUCAGCUGAUUCAACCACAGUUACAGACAGAUCCUCUUGGUAUUAUAUAAGUAGGAAUUGAUUGCAGACAGCCUGAAAUUGACAAAAAGCAAAUCUAGGCAUGCAUGUUUCAGGGUUUAGUAGUAUACUUGAUUUUUCUUGCAGGUAAUACACAUUCAAAAUGAUGAGACAUUUUCUUUUUGAACUAUAUGAUAUUCCUUAUUCACUUACAUUACAAAUCUAAGACCAUGUGAUAAGCAUGACUGGAGAGGUUUAAUUUUUAUAAGCAAAAAUAGCUAUAAAAUACAAAGCUGCUGUUGCAUGCAACCUUAUUGCAAUCAGUAUAUCAUUCCUGUGGCAUUUUCUGUCACAUUAUAUUGUGAAUAAAAUUUUUCUAUAAAAAUUAAAUGAUUUAAAAACUCACAUAUAUGAAACAUUUAAUGCUUUUCAGCCUGCUUUAUGGCUGAUUUUGUUAUUUGAUGUGCUAAUUUGGGCAACUUAAUUUACAUUUUAGCAAUCUGUGUAGAUAACUAAAAGCCCAGUUAAGUAUUUUAUAAUUUCAGGCUACUUAUGCCAUGCUUGGGAUGUUGUUUGAAAGAAAGAAAAAUACACUUAACAUAUUUCUACACCUUCAUCUUCUAAAUAAACCUGUGGAUGAUUUGAUGAGGGGUAAACGAAAAUAUUUCUUGUACACGCAUACCAAGGAUAUACUUGUGGCUAAAGUGAGUUGAUAAUGUUGUGCAAAGGAUAGUUGUCACCAACUCAUUUCUUUAUGGUCCAUAAUGAAAUAAACAUCUUGUAUACUGUUAAUUCUGUAAACAGAUGCAUGUUCAAAAGAUCUAUGAUGGUCUUGUAAUCUUAAUCUAAUAUAUUUUAGAUAUUUUAAUUUUUUCCCUCUUGGGAAAUACAUUUAGUAUAGUGUAGAAAAUACUUCAUGACAUUUUCAUAUAAGGUUAUAUAACUUUUCGUACAUAAACAUGAAAUUUGUUGUAGAAAAUUCUUUAAACCAAACAUUUUAAUCUAGGACUUCAAUUUAAUCUGUUCCUUGAAUCUAUUUUUAUGUGGCCCUUAAAAACAUAUCCAAAAUCCAUUGCUAAUAUAGCAAUAAAAAUACUUUGGGUACUGACAGCCUCUUUGGAGUGUGUAUAUAUAAAAUUACAAACUUGUAUUCAUAUUCUUUUCUGUGAUAUGUUGUACUAAAAUCAAAUUGCUUUUGCACCAUUUUUUUUUAAACAAUUUUUUUCUUUUGACAUUGGUACCAUAUUUGCUGUAAAUGACUGCUGCUUUGGGGGUUAAACAUUUUGUUAGUGAAGAUACAACCAGAACACUAAAUUAUGGAUAAAAAUUUCAGAAUAGAUGGCAUAGGGUAAAUAUUUUUAGGCUUCAUUCAAAAUUGGUUUAUUAAAAACCAUGCCUUUUUUUUUCCGGAAAAAAAAUGGCAUGGUUUUUCAUUGUUAGGUUAUAUUUUUCUGUAGGAAAGAAGAAAUUCUUUGGUCCGUGUUGUAAUACUCAUUCAUACUGCAAUUUUAAGGUUGUCUUAUGUGUAAUAUAGUAAAUAGAUCAUUUUGAGAUUUGAGGCUCCUAAGAGUUUGAUUUGCUCAUUUUCCCCUAAAAUAAAUACUGUCUUUCCCAACUGUUAUGUCCUAGGUAUUGUACUUCUAAUUUUAACUUCAGAAUCAAGAUAUCAACAUGAACCAGGCUGCUGUUGAAGUACAUGUAUAUUAUAAAUUAUCUUACUUGUGUUAUACUCUUAUGUGUUAUUAUCUUUUCUAAGAAAACAAAGUCCCUAUUAUUCCUAUUGCAAAGCACACAGGAAUUAAGAAAGUACAGUAAUUUUUAAAAAGAAAAAUCCGGUAAAUGUAGUAUUCUUAACUUGUUCUAUAUUACUUAAUAACCUAUUGUCUAUAUAGCUUUAAUUUAUAGCUGUCAGUUUAACAUUGGCAUGUCUGGCAAAGAAAAUUAAACUUUAAGAGUUUUAUAAACUGUUUCUAGGUUGCUAAAGAAUUUAUUUUUCUACUAUAUAUGGUAUAGACAAAGCUCAAAACUAUGUACAGGAAAAAAAGCCUGACUAUUUCUUUUGGAAGUAGGCUGAAAAGAGAAUUUUCAGAACUAUACUUGUCUUCAGUUCAUUCGGUCAUGACUUUGCUAUUGUAAUAUGUGAAUCCCAGUUUAUUUAAGCUAUUCUCUUUUAUACUAUGUUAAUUUAACUUUCAUGUACAUUUAGUAUCAUUUUUGUUAUUAAAACUAUAGCAUUUACCAUUUUCCACAUUAACUACCUUACAUCUUCCCCAAAACUUCUCUCCAUUUUUCUAUGCAUUCUAUAAUUGAUUUGAAAACCUUCGUAGUGGGUCAUUUAAAAUUCUACAUUUGGUUCAGUUAACCUGUAGGCUACAGUUAAUUGAAAAUUAAAGUAGAGUUUAAAGCUCA